Molecule: messenger RNA, 993 nt
Organism: Suillus bovinus
Lineage: Eukaryota; Fungi; Basidiomycota; Agaricomycetes; Boletales; Suillaceae
Product: heme oxygenase
Exons: 2
Coding region: 1-993 (330 amino acids)
Biological process (GO): heme oxidation
Molecular function (GO): heme oxygenase (decyclizing) activity
Source: RefSeq, a predicted model, not a curated record
AUGGAGGCCAACAAUGACUACGAUUUCUCUCUCCCAAUGGCGUCGUUGCUUCGGGUUGGCACGUCCAAAGCUCAUGGAGCUGCAGAGCACAGUCAAGGCGGCGUCCGGCUCACAAGUGGUGAGCUGGACAAGCAAGAAUACGUGUAUUUCUUAAUGAUGCUGUGGCACGUCUACGCUGAACUCGAGCGGGGUCUAGAGGCGCACGCGUCAUACCCAACGCUACAACCGACAUAUAACCCUACGUUGCUUGCUCGCACUCCAAGUCUCUCCCAAGAUAUAUCAUAUUUGCUUGGGGUCCCUGAAGCAGAAUGGCAGACGCACCCAUCGCAUAGCUCUCUGAUGGCGUCACCUCCUAAGCCUUUUGUGGAAUAUACCACGCGCCUCCGGGAGCUUUCUGAGUCUUCAGAUCCUACAUGUUUACUCGCACACGCUUACGUCCGCUAUCUUGGUGAUAUGAGCGGUGGCCAAUUCAUACGACGACGUAUAGCCAAAGCAUACGAUCUAGACACAGAUCGAGGAGAUGGAAUACGAUUUUACGAUUUCAAGAAAUUGGACAGUAGUGAAUCUGCGAACAUGGGGGAUCUCAAGAAAAUCAAGGAGUGGUACAGAGAUGGAAUGAACGCUGGUAUUGGUGAUGAUUCCACAUUGAAAGGUUCACACAUUGUCUUUGAGUCUCUCCGUUUUCUGAAUUUGGAUCCACUAGCGGCUGUAUUGGAAGAGGCCAACAAGGCCUUCAAGCUGAAUGCUAGUAUCUUCGAUCUAUUGUCAGGGGAGGGGCAAGUCCAGGAACCACAGCAGUCGGCUGUCUCUGCGCCGAAACCGGCUAAGGCACUACUAUCUGGCCCAUUAUUAGUUUCCUUCAGUGGCCUCCUUUCAGUGGCAAUGACUGUGGGCCUGGCUCAUGUCAUCUACAUGGGCGCUAGCCACACCAGUGGCAAUUGUGUGCUCAGGGGAGCCGAGUAUUGGUUACGAAACAUUCUGUCGAUUGCAUAA